This is a messenger RNA of Asparagus officinalis (garden asparagus), 1002 nucleotides long. RefSeq names its product mRNA cap guanine-N7 methyltransferase 2. The transcript has 10 exons. Lineage: Eukaryota; Viridiplantae; Streptophyta; Magnoliopsida; Asparagales; Asparagaceae. Gene Ontology annotation, biological process: 7-methylguanosine mRNA capping. Gene Ontology annotation, molecular function: mRNA 5'-cap (guanine-N7-)-methyltransferase activity. Gene Ontology annotation, cellular component: nucleus. The annotation marks the transcript as partial. The record is from RefSeq and is a predicted model, not a curated record.
CACCGCCUCUACGACUUCGCGAAGUCCGCCCUGAUCAAGAUCUUUGUCUCGCCCUACGCCACGGUCUGCGAUCUCUACUGUGGCCCUGCCGCCGACAUCGAUAAGUGGGAAGAUGUUCACAUUGGACACUACAUCGGAAUCGAUGAGACGUCUUCUGGGAUCAGUGAAGCUCGGGAGGUUUGGGAGAGUGAUCUGAAGCCUUACACCGCUGAAUUCUGCGAAUUCGAUCCUUCCGUUGAAAAUCUAGAGUUGCAUUUGCAAGAUAAAGGCGUCCCCGCAGACAUAGUGUGCUGUUUGCAGCAUGUGCAGGUUUGUUUUGAAAGCGAGGAGAGAGCAAGAAGCCUUUUACAGAAUGUGUCGGCUUUGCUUAGACCGGGGGGAUAUUUCUUUGGUAUUACUUUGGAUUCAUCUACUAUAUGGACAAAGUACCAAAAGAAUGUUGAAGCUUCUCACAAUAGGGGUUUGAAGCCUAAUGCGGUUCCAAAUUGUAUUAGAUCAGAAAACUAUGUCAUCACUUUUGAAGUCGAGGAAGAAAAAUUCCCUUUAUUUGGAAAGAAGUGUCAGCUGAAAUUUUCUGAUGAUAUGGCAUCUGAAAUUCAUUGUUUGGUGCAUUUUCCAAGCUUGAUCAGGUUGGCUAGAGAGGCUGGUUUGGAAUUCGUCGAGAUACAAAACUGGACCGAGUUCUAUGAUGAUAACCGAGCACAACUGGCAGGUAUACUCCAUAGUUAUGGUCCCCAUUUCGUGGAUCCCCGAGGAAAACUUCUCAUUCGUGCAUUUGAUGUGUUGGGUCUGUAUUCUACUUUUGUAUUUCAAAAGCCUGAUCCAGAUAUUGCUCCCCCGAUUUUCUCACCAAUGUUGCCUGAUGGAGAUGGCAUGUACGGAGAGCAGGAAUGGCAAAGACGGUCGGAGGCAGCUGUCGACCAUCCCAACCAAGAAAAGGGUAUCUUGGGUCCCGGUCCAGUCGAUCUAAGAUUGAUGGACCCGUUUAAGGGUGUUCCCUAA